Messenger RNA from Effrenium voratum, 1041 nucleotides. Lineage: Eukaryota; Dinophyceae; Suessiales; Symbiodiniaceae. The record is from the annotation of a GenBank genome assembly.
AUGAAGCAAGGGAAGAAGGACCUUCAGCAGUUGCAGGGCGAGAUGAAGGAAAAGGAAGGGCACUGCCUGCAGCUAACGCAGGAGCGAGACAGCUGCCGGGCGGAGGCCAACCAAUGCCGAGAGGAUCAGGUGAAGCAGCUUGCCCUUUGCUCUGCUCAGGCGAAGGACUUGCAGAAGCGCAGGGACGAAAUUGAAGAAAUGACGUCUGAAGGGUCCGAAAGAGCAGCCUGGGUUUGCAGACAGGAGCAGGAAUUGCAAAGCUGCCGUGGCGAGAUCGAGCGGCUGACGUCGGAAGGUCUAGAGUCUGCGGCCGUGGUGUUGCAGAAGGAGCAGGAGGUGGAGACCCUAUGCGGCGAACUCGCCGAGAAGGAGGCAGCCACAGUGAGACUUCAAGAGGAGCUUGAUUCUUGCAGAUCACAAGCAGACCAGCUCCGAGCCUCUGAGUCCCAGCAUCUCAUCUUGUGCUCCGAGCGUGCCAAGGAAUUGCGGAGCUGCCGUGGCGAAAUCGAGCAGCUGAAGUCCAAAGCAGCAGAAGCUUCUGUGGCAGUCUCGAUGGCUUGGAAUGCUUUGUGCCAGGAGCGAGACCAAUUCCGAUUGGAAGCUGAUCAGCUUCUUGCGACGGAAGCCAUGCGUUUCGUGCUCAUAUCUCAGCGGACAGAGGAGCUGCUGCGUCAAAGGAAGGAGACCGAGCAACUGCGCGCGGACCAAGCUCAGUCUGGCUCAUUCUGCGCGCGCCUCGCGGAGGAGAAGCAGAGCUGCAACAGAGGUGAGACCAAGGGACUGUCAGUCUUGGCUCUUGACCUGCGCAGCGUCCACUUCUGUGGAGUUACUGGUGGUGAUUGGCAAGCAGUCAAAACCCUGCGGACUUUGUUUGUAGUUUAUGCAGUACUCAGGUUUCACAUCACAUCCAAUGUCCCGGAUGCCGACGGGGACUCGUACCAGCAGGUCUUCCCAGUAUGGACAAUUGCGGUUACCAAGAAUCAGCGGCAGCUCGCCGCCGCGACCAGCGACAACCGGAUCAACCUUUGGCCAGCCGCUUAG